Penicillium canariense is the source of this 1668-nucleotide messenger RNA. It is a transcript of the gene dps1, whose product is annotated as putative aspartyl-tRNA synthetase Dps1. The coding region runs from base 1 to 1668 and encodes 555 amino acids. The transcript has 2 exons. Gene Ontology annotation, cellular component: aminoacyl-tRNA synthetase multienzyme complex; cytoplasm; cytosol. Lineage: Eukaryota; Fungi; Ascomycota; Eurotiomycetes; Eurotiales; Aspergillaceae. Gene Ontology annotation, biological process: aspartyl-tRNA aminoacylation. Gene Ontology annotation, molecular function: ATP binding; RNA binding; aspartate-tRNA ligase activity. The record is from RefSeq and is a predicted model, not a curated record.
AUGGCGGACACCGAAUUGCCCACCCGUCCCAAGCCCGAGGAGACACCAGCGUCCGCCGCGCCCGCGGAAGGCGAUUCCAAGAACGCCAGCAAGAAUGCGCUGAAGAAAGCAGCCAAGGAAAAGGCUAAGGCUGAGAAGGCUGCUGCCCGCGCAGCUCAGGAGAAGGCCCAGGCCGCCGCCGCCGAGGCCAAUGACACCGCUAAGGACCUGUACGGCCCGAUUCCCGAAACCGAGGAAGUCAUUCCUACCACCCGAUUCAGCGAGCUUUCAGAGGAAUAUCAUGAGAAGGAGGUCACUGUUGUGGCGCGUGUUGACAAUGCGCGUGUGCAGAGCGCCAAGCUGGCGUUCUUGAUGCUGCGCCAGCAGGGACAGAAGGUUCAGGCCGUCAUUGCUGCCGCCGAGCCCAUCUCACGCCAGAUGAUCAAGUAUACCGGUGGAUUGAACGUCAACUCCAUCGUGCAGAUUACUGGUAUCGUGAAGAAGCCCGAGAUUCCUAUCUCGUCCGCGACCAUCAGCCAUCUGGAGCUCCACAUCCGCAAGGUGUACAUGAUCUCUGAGGCUGCGCAGAUGCUGCCCAUGCAGGUCAAAGAUGCCGAGCGUCCUCCCCCAACAGAGGCCGAGGAGGGCCAAGUCGACGCUGAAGGUGCUCCCAUUGUUACCCUCAAGACCCGUCUCGACAACCGUGUCCUCGACCUGCAGACGGAGACCAGCCAGGCCAUUACGUGGAUCUCCAGUGGUGUUGCUGAGUUGUUUGCCGAAUACAUGAUCAAGAGCGGCUCUCGGUGGAUUUUCACCCCCAAGCUGGUUGGAGCCGCUACUGAGGGUGGUAGCAAUGUCUUCGAGGUCAAGUACUUCAAGCGCAAUGCCUACCUUGCCCAGAGUCCCCAACUGUACAAGCAGAUGUGCAUUGCUGGUGAUAUGGAGAACGUCUUUGAGAUCGCCCCUGUAUUCCGUGCGGAGGACAGCAACACCCACCGCCACUUGACUGAGUUCGCCGGUCUCGAUUUCGAGAAGACCUUCCACCACCACUAUCAUGAGGUCCUGGACUUUGCCGAGGACCUCCUGGUCUUCAUCCUCACCCAGCUUAAGGAGCGCUACGCUGCUCAGAUCGCUACCAUCCAGAAGUCGUAUCCCAAGGCUGGCGACUUCAAGCUGCCUAAGGAUGGCAAGGCCCUGCGCCUAAACUAUAUGGACGGUGUUGCACUUCUGAAGGAGGCUGGUGUCGACAUGUCCGAGCAGGAGCGCUUCGAGAAUGACUUUUCCACCGCGAUGGAGAAGCAGCUUGGCCAUAUCAUCCGUGAGAAGUACGACACUGAUUUCUACGUGCUGGACAAGUUCCCUAUGGCGGUGCGUCCCUUCUAUACCAAGGCCGAUCCCAAGGACAGCCGGUUCUCCAACUCGUAUGACUUCUUCAUGCGUGGUGAGGAGAUUAUGUCGGGUGCUCAGCGUAUCAACGAUAUCAAGGAGCUGGAGGAGUCUAUGCGCACUAAGGGCCUUGACCCAACCCAGGAAGGCUUUGAGGACUACCUGAAUGCUUUCCGCCAAGGCUGUCCUCCACACGCUGGUGGUGGUCUGGGUAUGAACCGUAUUGUGAUGUUCUUCCUGGGUCUGCCUAAUGUGCGUCUGGCAUCGCUGUUCCCGCGUGACCCGCAGCGCCUGCGGCCAUGA